Molecule: messenger RNA, 939 nt
Organism: Syzygium oleosum
Lineage: Eukaryota; Viridiplantae; Streptophyta; Magnoliopsida; Myrtales; Myrtaceae
Exons: 1
Coding region: 253-519 (88 amino acids)
Source: RefSeq, a predicted model, not a curated record
CUCCCAAGUACCCCCCGGAAACACCUGCCUCUUGUUUUGAGUUGUGCCCGCCCUUCCUUUCUUCUCCUCAGAUGCCACCCUGUCUCACCAUCCCCCACCACGCCAGCAACCCCUCCUCACUAUAUUAACCAACACCCUCCAAUUCAUCCCCCAACACCAUUGGAACUCAACCCCAAAGGACACCCACUACUACACCCAAAUCUCCACACCUUGUCUUCAUUCAGUCAUCACCACCGAAAAGGCCCAGAGAGAAUGAGUUCGACAAGUAGAGCUUGGGUCGUUGCAGCCAGCAUCGGAGCUGUGGAAGCACUCAAGGACCAAGGCUUCUGCAGAUGGAACCAUGUUCUCAGAUCGCUCCACCAGCAUGCCAAGACCAAUCUCAGAUCUUAUUCUCAGGCCAGGAAUCUCUCUUCUCCUGCUUCAUCCGCGGUUAACAAGACGAUCGGUGAAGAGAAGCUGCGGCAAUCUGAGGAGUCCUUCAGAAAAGUCUUGUACUUGAGUUCUUGGGGACCCUGUUGAGUCACUUCCUUCAUCUUCAUUGAGGAGUUGUAAUUAGACUAAAAAAUACAGACAUGAGGAUGUAUUUCUUCGUUUACAUUCCUGCCUAGCAAUAUCAGAUUGUCGGGCCAAGAAGUUCUCUGCCCCCAUCUUCUUCGGCCGUGGCCAAAGAGCUUGAAGCGCCUGGAUGAGUCCCCCAAUUAACGAUCAUCCAUCUCACUUGCCGGGGCCCCGAGUCUACCGGGUCUUAGGAAAUAGGGACUCUGACAUCUGCAGUAGAGAGAGAGAGAGAGAAAUAUAGAGAGAUUUGCAUUCUUGAAGUGCUAAAAUGUUGGCAAUGGCAAUCUGGGUUUGUGAAUCAUUCGGUGAAGCGUAUUGGAAAAGUUGGGAAUCUUGAAUUAGAGAAGCCUGAAUGUCAAUUUCUUGCCCCUGAUUCUGCGG